GAACCUCUCACACACACACGCACACCCUCUGGCACUCGUCCUCGGUUGACACUGACAGGAGCUGCUAUGGGACCAAGCGGACUUCACCGCAUGGACCUGGAGUAGAAUCUGCUGUAAACUGACACAACUGACACACACACACACAGAAACACACUUACACACUUGUGGAAAACAAACACACAAGCAAAGUGUGUUUUACUUGACCAUGACGGAUACUGCAGCCGAGGAGGACAAGGACCCUGAUAUUGAGCUAUUUGUCAAGGCUGGGAGUGAUGGGGAGAGCAUCGGAAACUGUCCCUUCUCUCAGCGCCUCUUUAUGAUCCUCUGGCUGAAAGGCGUAGUCUUCAAUGUCACCACUGUUGACCUCAAGAGGAAACCGGCUGACCUUCACAACCUGGCCCCAGGGACGCACCCGCCCUUCCUCACCUUCCAGGGGGAGGUUCUCACUGAUGUCAACAAAGUAGAGGAGUAUCUGGAGGAGAUGCUGGCUCCACCAAAGUAUCCCAAACUUGCAGCAAAGAAUCAUGAGUCAAACACAGCAGGAAAUGACAUAUUUGCCAAGUUCUCCGCUUAUGUCAAAAACACAAGACCGGAUAAACAUCGAGCACUAGAGAAGAGUCUAGACAAGUCCCUGGCUAAGCUGGAUAAGUAUCUGUUGAGCCCACUACCUGAUGACGUCCAGACUGGACGCCACAGUGGCGAGGGAGAAUCCAAACGCAAAUAUCUGGAUGGAGAUGAGCUGACGCUGGCUGACUGCAACCUUCUGCCCAAACUUCAUGUCGUCAAGGUGGUUGCGAAGAAAUACCGGAACUAUGACAUCCCAUCUGAAUUCAGAGGGGUGUGGCGUUACCUUGGCAACGCCUACAGCCGAGAUGAGUUCACCAACACGUGCGCAGCUGAUAUCGAAAUCGAGCUGGCCUAUAAGGACGUUGCUAAGAGGUUGGGAAAGUGAACGCAUCACUACCACAGUCACUGUUGUACCUUUCCCGCCUUUUAGAAAAUUUACUAAAUCAUACUUCUAACAUGCAGCAUUUACAAACGAUGAGUCAUUUUAAACACGUGUGUGCUGGAAGGUGGUUAAGUGUUGCACAGUGACAUGUGUCUCAAAGAAAGGACGAAUGAUUCAUCAUUUUCUAAAGUUGUUGUGUAGCAUCUCAAGUCUUAUUCCUGUGUAAUAAUACUGACUAUAAACAAAUGGAAGAGGCUGAAAUGGUUGGCUGUGGUGAUUAUACUGCCCCAAAUAAUAGCAUGAUUUUAAAUGGAAACCAAUGGAAAAUCCCACCCUCCCCUUAGUUGCAGUUGCUAGGUCGGACAAGCUUAACAGAAAUAGGCCUAAACCUGGUGAUGUUGAUUCAUUUCGCUGGGUGACGUAGUGUGUAUUAAAUAGUUUCCUGGUGUCAGGCAAUAUACCUUCAAGAGCCAGACAGCAGUGCGGGUAUCCAUUCUUAACAGUGGCACAUAGCCUUACAAAGAUAAUAUAAACAAAUGAACGUUAGCCUUGGUCUGGCUAAAGAUAAUUCAUGUCAGAUAUGUCGACCACCAACCUAUCUUGUCUUUUUCCAAAUCUCGUUAAGGUUACCACAGAAAAUAAGGAGGAAGCAAAUUUGGCUGACACUGGUGAUCUGAAAUUAGGCUAGCUCCUCUUGGUGUAGCUAUACGUUAGCUAGCUAAUUAGCUUAACAUUGGCUAACUAAGAUGUACAAUGUAGUAUGUUGGUGGGGAUGGUGACUCCAAUGUAAUGUGACCCCUAGCCACAUCUUUACCAGUCUUCAAAACUUGGUUUCCUUUCAACAUAGACGAGCCUAGCGCCUAGCAUAACUAUGUAGACCCAUGUGGCCUAUGUAUGAAGAGAACUGGAUACAGCGUUAGAGGUGGGGCCCUGUUCAUUUCUUUGAGAGUCGCUCAGUGACAUAUAAAGCCCAAAAAAUUUUGACUUCCAUGUGGAAAAUGAUCUAGAUCUUCCGCUCUGCUUCUGCAUCGUUGGCCCAUAUAGAGAUGCUGCACUAACUCAAAGCCCAAAAUCAGCCCCUGAUCAAAGCCCAAUAGUGAAAUGAAUUAUUUCGAGGGGCUUGGGGAUGCUUAAGAAAUUUUAGCCAUCAUGUUACAGAUGUCUCUUCCACAGCAUGAGUCUAUCGGAAAAAAUCUUUUUGGUUGCAAUGGCAUCACAUGACAGGCACGGAUGUUGUAAUUCUACAGCCCUCGUCAGGAAAGGUGACUGAGGUUCUGCAGGGUACCAAGCUUGUACAACUGUCAUUGGAGCACAGAAUGAAAAGGGGCGGGACUUAGGAAAGGUCAAUUGACUGUAAACCCCUGUCCUGAGCAGUGAUUGUGAUUGCUAUCUACUUUAACAUGCUGUACAAGUACAGAGAGCUUGACAGGCGUAGCAACAGUAACUAAGGGUCGUGGGGCUUAACAAAAGGUCAACCUGGAGAUCACCAGACAGCUGAUGUUAGCUCUACUGAAGUACUACCCAUUUCUACUUACAGUUAAUCUGCUUACCAAACCCAAAUAAUUUCAUGUUGUGCAUUGACAUAUGUAAUAGGAGGGAUCCAUAAAGCAGAUUUUGAUUAUAUGACCUGUCCUCUGUCUUCUGUGGAUAUGUUGUAUUAGCUAUUACAUUGCAGUGUUGAAUUAAUGUUGAGAAUGUGUUUCAGCCAAAGUACUUUGUCUUUUACUGGGGCAGUGUCAGCCUUGUACACUUUAGAAAUAUGGUGUCUCCCUCCUUCUCUUUCAGACACAACAACUGAAUGAGUGUUACACCACAGUUUAUGUAUCAUAAUGAUCACUAUCAGUCUAUUUCAGAUUAAAAUUAUACUUUCAAUGUAAUGAAUCAGCUUAUGAUGAAAGAGAAAAGCACCCAAACAAAACAAGUUUACUCAAGCUGUUGUGUUGUCAUGUAAUUUUAAUCAUGAGUGCCUUAGUGGGAAUCAAGCUCUCCUCCGCCUCCAGCUCUUUAUGUCUGUACAGUAAAUUAUAUAUGUCUGAAUAUAAUAUGAAUGUGAAUUAUUGAUGUCAUCAAAGGACUCCUCCUGCCCCACGGAGCUGUGUAAUAAUAAUAUAAACUUAAUAUUUCUGUAAAUGAUUGUAGCUCAACUAUAUUCAUAUUCCUUCUGAUGAUUAGAACCAUGAAUCCACUGUGUAUAUGUCGCUUAUUUGAAUAAUAAAUCUAUUUUCUCAGAGACUGA
Messenger RNA from Epinephelus lanceolatus (giant grouper), 3185 nucleotides. RefSeq names its product chloride intracellular channel 5a (gene clic5a). The record is from RefSeq and is a predicted model, not a curated record. NCBI's taxonomy places the organism in Eukaryota, Metazoa, Chordata, Actinopteri, Perciformes, Serranidae.